Messenger RNA from Cryphonectria parasitica EP155, 1647 nucleotides. Its product is annotated as alpha/beta-hydrolase. Lineage: Eukaryota; Fungi; Ascomycota; Sordariomycetes; Diaporthales; Cryphonectriaceae. The transcript has a single exon. The record is from RefSeq and is a predicted model, not a curated record. The coding region runs from base 1 to 1647 and encodes 548 amino acids.
AUGCCUCUACAUGACCCUGUCUCGAUCGAGACAGGCCUUGUUGCAGGCUUCCCAUCAGAACACAAGCCCUCCGUCACCAUCUUCCGCGGCGUGCCUUUCGCUGCUAGCACGGCCGGAGAAAAUCGAUGGCGCGCUCCUCAGCCUGCAGAACCUUGGUCAGGCGCAAGGGACUGCACCCAGUUUGGGCCCAUCGCCCCCCAGCUGCCUCCUGGGCCGUUGUACUGGACAGAGGAGCAUCUCCAGCCGCGGCAGAGCGAGGACUGUCUGAACCUCAACCUGUGGACCCCUGCUCAGCCCGAGGAUCUGGGCCAGGCCAAGUAUCCUGUCUAUGUCUGGAUCUACGGGGGCAAGUUCCUGUGGGGUGCAGGCACAGACAAUAAUUUUGACGGGACAUCGCUUGCUGCCAAAGGGGUCAUCGUGAUAACCUUCAACUACCGCCUGGGCAUACUCGGCUGGCUUGCCCAUCCUGCCCUGUCUGCAGAGUCGGGACACAACGCCUCGGGCAACUAUGGUCUCCUGGACCAGAUCGCCUGUCUCCAAUGGAUCCAGAGAAACAUCAAGGCCUUUGGUGGAGAUCCAGGAAGGGUCACCAUCGGCGGCCAGUCAGCGGGCUCAGCCUGUGUCGGCCUCCAUCUCUACGGCCCAGAGUCCAAGGGCCUCUUCCACGGCGUCAUUUCCCAGUCUGGCACCCGUCACCCGCGCGAUCCUCUGAUCUCGUGCCUCGCCCCGUCGUACCGCACAAAAGACCAGGCUGAGUCCGAAGGAGAGAUGAUCCUCGCCGAGAAGGGCGCCAAGGACAUAUCCGACAUGCGUGCUAUGAGCCUUGAGAAGCUGCUCGAGGGAAAUCACCGCGACGACACGACCAUGUGGGGGCCACCACCCUUCUACCGUGCCUGUCUCGACGGCUGGCUGUUCCCUCGCACCUACGAGGACACACUUCUCCAGGGCACCAUGAACGACGUGCCGCUCCUCAACGGGCAAAACGCCGACGAGAGCGGCAACUACACCCACCCGGACUUCAACGACCAGGACCUCGACGAGGUGGCCAGGAUCAAGUACGGCCCGCUGUCUGAGCGCUGGUUCCAGCUGUAUGGAGACGACGGGGAGGGCACCACCGCCACUGCGCUUGACAAGUGGAACGCCGCGUGCCGCGAUAACUCUCGAGUCGGCCCGCACCUCCACCACGAGCUGUGGGCCCGGCACGCCAAAUCUGACAUCUUCAUCUACUUCUGGACGCACGCGCCUCCACCUCGACGAGGGUUCCGCACUGAUUAUCCUGUGCCCAAGGCCAAGGGCUAUGUUUUCUUCAACGGCUCUCGCACCGGUGCGUACCACGCUGCUGAGAUCCCGUAUGUCUUUGACUCGCUGUGGACGGCCCCAUGGGAUCCUUACACGGACGUGGAUCGGGGCGUGGCUGAUAUGGCCAGCGAGCUCUGGGCCAAUUUUAUCAAGACUGGGAACCCAAAUGGUGUAAAAGAUGGUGGUAAUAGGCACGGUGCACCACAGCUUGCGCCAUGGCCCACUGCUGCAGAGGACCCUGACCAUGUGAUGGAGAUAGGUAAGGAGAUGAGGCUGAUCCCGAAUGCGAAGAGCAAGGAGCGUGAAAAGUUCUGGAAGGACUACUUUGCGAUACAGAAGGUGUGGUGA